Messenger RNA from Diabrotica balteata, 955 nucleotides. The record is from the annotation of a GenBank genome assembly. Lineage: Eukaryota; Metazoa; Arthropoda; Insecta; Coleoptera; Chrysomelidae.
AUGGGAAAUAUAACUGCUAAGAGGAAUGAUCCAAGCUCGAGUUCCGUAGACGGUGUUUACAAACAGAAAGAGGAUCAUUUCAAGCAGAUAAACGCGCAUUUCAACAACAGUUCGAGUGGUAGAUCUUUUGCCAGUGUCAGCAGUCAACAAUCCACCUACAGCUUCGCUAGACCUUGGUCCAGAGUUUCCAGACGAAGGUGGAAAGAAUCUACACUCACCCUUCCCUACGAAUCGAGUAAAACAGCUUGGCCCGUCUCCCAGUCGGAAUCCUGUUUCUUGCCCGAGUUUCCCGUGUCGAUUUCCUAUAACGAGAAAAGGUUCGAAGUAAUCGAAGAAGUAAACAAGGGAUCGUUCGGUAAGGUUUACAAAGCACAAGACUUGGAAUCCGGACGUAUAUUUGCUUUGAAAGUCCUCUCCAAGUCAAAGAUCAUUAAAGAAAACUCAGUGCAGCAAGUGAAGGACGAAGUACAGAUCCAGAAGGUUUGCGGACAUCAUCCCUUCAUAGUAAACUGUCCUUUCCAUUGGCAGAGCCGAAAGAGAUUAUUUAUUGUUACUGAUUUUGUAGAGGGAGGAGAAUUGUUCAGCUUGCUUAAGAGUUACAUAACCCUUCCCAUAGAAUUGGUGCGUUUAUAUGUUGCUCAGAUAGCUCUCGCUCUAGAUUUUCUACACAACGCCGGUGUUAUCUACAGAGACCUGAAACCUGAGAACAUCCUCCUUGAUGCAUCCGGCAACGCUCAGCUAAUCGACUUCGGCCUAUCGAAGUGGCUGUCUUACGGAUCCACCACGAAGACCAUUUGCGGCACGCUACGUUACAUGGAAGGUUUCCUGUUGCGUAGGAACCAAAGAACAGAUGUGCACUCACCACUAUCACGAUACCUAUGGCAACCGAUCAACAUUAAUUUAAUUUAUCAUGACGGAACAACUUUAACUUAUCCAAAGGUUUUUGGAUCAAAAU